CACUGAACAAGAAAAUACCCAUUUGAGGUUUUUGGAGGUUUCACCGGGGCCGGCACUGAGCUUCAGUUCACUUAUUUUCCGCCGGAAAAUAAUCAGAUUUCAUCUUUAGGGCACGUCAAGAGGUUAGUGAGUGAGAUUCAUGAGCUCCAAUUCCAAUGUUUUAUUUCAUCAUUAGAACUAGUUUUGUUCAUGGGAGGCAAACCAUUGCAGCCUCUCAAAGUUCCAAUCUUUUAAUCUUUAAACGAUCAAUUGAUCUUAGAUUAUUCUCCAAUAGCUCAAAUGGACACUCAUUUGCAGCUUCAUACCUUGUAAACAAAUGUGGGUUCUCCCCAGAAAUGGCUUCUUGGGUUUCAAAAUAUGUUCAUUUCGAAACACCAGAAAGGCCUGAUUUACUGUUUGCUUUCCUGGAAAAUCAUGAGUGUUCGAAAACCCAAAUCUUAAAUCUCAUCAAAAGAAGGCCAAGAUUGCUUAUUUAUGAUACUGAGAAAACCCUUUUGCCGAAAUUGGAGUUUUUUUUACUCUAUAGGUUUUUCAAGGCCUGAGCUUACUAAAAUCUUGACUAGCUAUCCUGCAGUUUUGAUAUGUAGUUUAAAGAAACAAAUUAUACCUUCGUUUAAUUUACUGAGGAACUUGUUUCAAUCCGGUGAUAAGACUAUCAAGGAUUCAAAGCUAUAAAACGAUUUGCUGGCAUUCUUGUCUAUGAUUCCGAGUCAUAUUUGUAUCUGAAUAUGAAUGAUUUGAGAGGAAUUGGAGUUCCUGAAUCGAAUAUCCUUACGCUGCUUAACCGUCAGCCUAGAUCGCUUUUGUAUGAUCCGGUUCGGCUUAAGGAGAUUGUGGAGGAAGUCAAAAGAAUGGGGAUUGGUUCUUCGAGGAUGAAGUUUCUUGUUGCGGUUCAAGCUUUCAGAUCAAUGAUCAAAUCCACAUUAGAGAAGAAGAUUGAUGUUUAUAGGAGAUGGGGUUGGUCUGACCAAGAGAUUAACGAAGCUUUGGGGAGGUAUCCGUUGUGUAUGACAGUUUCGGAGGAAAAGACCAUGGCUAUAAUGGAUUUUCUGGUGAACAAAAUGGGCUACAGUUCGACUCUCAUUGCCAAAGAACCGUGUUUAGUAACACGGAGCUUAGAGAAGAGGAUUAUCCCGAGGACAGUGUUUGCUCGAGAAUUGAUAUCACAAGGUUUGGUUAAUGAAUUUAAAUUGUCUACAUUGUUCGAGACAUCGGAAAAGCUGUUCAUUAGAAUGUAUAUUGACCGUUUCGUAAACAAAGCACUCGAGCUCUUGAAGCUUUACAAAGAAAAACUUAAGAUUUCAGAAAAAAAAAAUACAAGUGAGUUAGCGUAGGCUGCAGCAUUAGUAUUUUGUAGGAUGAUGAAGACCAAAGGAAUUGCUUUUGGCGCGUUAAGAUUUGGAUUUUUCCGUGUCAUGUUGCCUUGUUUCAGUUCAUUACUUUGGUCUGAAACUUCUUGUAGUUGGAAUUUGUCAAUGGAAGCAGCCUUGUUUUUGUAGCUGUGUUCCUUUUUCCAUUGAUGAAGCUUAAGCUCAACAUUUUGCUGGACUUGCUGUUAAUUUAAGUCUCAUUGGUUUGAAGUGCAAUAGUGUAAUGAGUUUCAUUGGCAGCCUUAUUAGUGUCUUUUGUUUUUUUUUAGGUCCUCUUUCAUCAUUUGUUCGAUGCUCUAUCUUGCUUUGUGAAAGUCUAAUUGUGGUUCAAAUAUAUAUUUGAAAUGUUAAUUUUAUCGUUUCUUCUUUUCUUGAA
Molecule: messenger RNA, 1746 nt
Organism: Gossypium raimondii (Peruvian cotton)
Lineage: Eukaryota; Viridiplantae; Streptophyta; Magnoliopsida; Malvales; Malvaceae
Exons: 1
Coding region: 729-1334 (201 amino acids)
Biological process (GO): chloroplast organization; regulation of DNA-templated transcription
Cellular component (GO): chloroplast
Molecular function (GO): double-stranded DNA binding
Source: RefSeq, a predicted model, not a curated record